GCCAGCCCGGCAGCUUGUCGCUGCUGUCAGUUGCUGUGGGAGGGGAUGUGCUGACAGUGACCAGGCAGCGGGGCAGGUUACCGGUUGCACGUGGACACCGGUGACGUUUUACCGACUUAAAAAAUAUAACAUUCGUCCCCUCCCUUAGCGACUGUUACCACCCCCUGCUGCCAGAGCUACCGCCCCAAUAACAACUGUGAUUUUGCAGCUUCCCAUCGCCGCCGGUAUUUCCCAGUGUUGACGUCAUGGACUGUGACAUCAUGGAGAGUGAUAUUUUGGAGUCCCUGGAGGACUUAGGUUAUAAAGGGUCGCUGAUGGAAGAUGGAGCUUUGAAUGAAGCGGCAUCCGUGGGAGUCCACUCUCCUGAAUACACAAAGCUUGUGGCAUGGGUGGUAUCAGAGCUAAAAUCAUUCUGCAAAUUGGAAGAAAAUGUAGAAGCUACUAAUAGUCCUAAUGAAGCAGAAGGAUUUCAGCUUGAAGUAAGUGGCCUUCUCACAGAGAUGAACUGUCCAUAUGCAUCUUUGACAUCAGGAGAGGUUAAUAAACGGCUUCUCGACAAAAAAAAUUGCCUCCUCUUGCUAACAUAUCUUGUUUCGGAACUUGAAGCUGCAAAAAUGCUAUGCAUAAAUGUCCCAACGAAGAAAGACCAAGAAGCUGCAGGUAGUGAAGUGUUUCAGGAGCUGAAGACUAUAUGUAUGACACUGGGAAUGUCUAAGCCACCCGCCACCAUAACCAUGUUCCAGUUCUUUAGCGGAAUCGAAAAAAAAGUUAAAGAAACAUUAGCAAAAGUGCCACCUAGUCAUUUAGGAAAACCUCUCCUUGGCAAGGCACUGGGACCAUCUCAUUGGGAAAAGAUUGAAGCAAUUAACCAAGCCAUAUCCAAUGAAUAUGAAGUCCGGCGGAAAAUGUUAAUUAAACGUUUGGAUGUGACUGUUCAAUCGUUUGGAUGGUCGGAUAAAGCUAAGCAACAGACUGAGAAACUUGCAAAGGUGUACCAACCAAGACGUGCAACGUUAAUACCUAAAAGCUCUAUUUUAGUCGCUCACCUCUUGGCGGCUCGGCACGAUCUCUCAAAAAUCCUGAGAACAAGCAGUGGAUCAACUCGGGAAAAGACUGCCUGUGCUAUAAAUAAGGUGUUAAUGGGCAGGGUGCCUGACCGCGGUGGCAGACCCAAUGAAAUAGAGGCUCCACCUCCAGAGAUGCCUCCUUGGCAGAAGAGACAAGAUGGCCCUCCACAAGGUGGUAGAGGUGGAGGAAGAGGUGGAUAUGAACAAUCUUAUGGUGGUCGUGGGGGAUAUGAGCAAGGAGGUGGGCGUGGUGGGUAUGAUCAUGGUGGUGGACGUGGGGGCUAUGAACAAAGUGGUGGCCGAGGAGGAGGGCGUGGAAGCUACGACCAGGGAGGUAGAGGAGGAAGAGGAGGCAAAGUUCAAGGAGGAUGGACAGAUGGAACAGGCGGAAACGCCUAUCAUGACAGUGGCUAUAGAGAUGCUGGAUUUCAGACUGGUGGCUACCAAGGUGGAGGUGGAGGUGGAGGAGGAGGAGGAUAUCAAGGCGGAGGUGGAUACCAGGGCAACAGUGGAGGGUACCAAGGUGGUGGGGGUUAUCAAGGAGGUGGGGGAGGAUACCAAGGAGGAGGCGGCUAUGGUGGCUAUCAGACAUCAUCUUAUUCUGGAAGUGGAUAUCAACAAGACAAUAGAUACCAAGAUGGAGGCCACAAUGAUAGAGGAGGCAAUCGUGGAGGUGGCAGAGGACCUCGUGGUGGCCGUGGAGGAAGAGGCAGCCAGAGUGGAGGUUGGGGUGGUCGGGGAGCUCAAAGCUAUAACCAGGGAGGGCAAUUUGAACAGCACUUUCAACAUGGAGGUUACCAAUAUAAUCAGUCUGGCUUUGGACAAGGAAGACACUACACAAGUUGAGGCUAAUUAAUACUUCAGUUGCAGUAGAGCUCAAGUAAUAGCUAUAGACUGAUCAGAUGAGUUUGUGCUACUUAAUUUAAAAGCAUAAACUACAAGUGUUUCUUUCAUUUUAUGAGUAUUACAAUAUAACCUUGCAUGCAAGGCCCUUUAAUAAACCAUUACUAAAUAAGCUAUUAAAGUGAAACAUAUACAUUGGAUCAGCCUCAUCUGAGGUCGGAUAAAUUCAGCAAUUGUAGACCUUUGCUACAUGUGUGUUAAGAAUCAUUGUUCUGGAAGUAAGGCUUGAUCUCUGGGAUUAAAUUAACACCUACAUUUAAAGAAUAUAUAUUUUUUUUAAUUGGCAUAACAUUGUUAUAUUUAUUUCUUCUAAUAAAUAUUUAAAUCGAUAAUCAAUCUGCUGAGUGUUGCUAUUUAUAAAUAUAAAAAAACAUAAAAAACACAAUACUAAAAUUAAUAAUCCAUUACUUUAAAAGUAAGCACCUUCCACUUUAGUAUAGACAUUGGACUGUUAGCAGGUAAACACAUCUGUUUCCACAGUGAGUCUAAAUCUUAUUCUGGACUAUGACAGAUGUUUUACUAUGAAUAUAUGUUAAAUGUGGGUAUGAUAAAUAUGCAACAACAACACAAAGAGCUCAUUAUCAAACCAGUUUACUAAUGCUGCUUUUAUCUGUAGAUUAUUUGUUAUGAUCUGAAUGCAGAAGAAAGAGGCCAAUCACUGCAUUUGGCUCUUUUCGGAGCCGGCAUUUAUUCUUCUGAAAGUGAAACGCACUAAGAUAUGGAUAUGCUCAGAUCUUAGUGUGUUUCACUUUCACAAGAAUAAAUGCGGCUCAGAAAAGUGCCGAAUGCCGUGAGAGCGGCCAUCUCCUUCGACAUUUAGAUCAUAACAAAUAGUGUGAAUGCCACAGGCCUGUUAAAAAUAAAAUGCAUAUUUAUAAUAGGAUGAUGUGGGAAACUUCAGUUCAUGAAUAUACAGAGAGAUGCACAUUUUAAAAAUAAUGGGGCAGUAGUGAUGGUAGAUUCACCCUUUGCCUGCUCUUAAAAUGUCAUGCCUUGUAGUGUAUUUCAAUCUUUAAUUAUUAUUUUUUUUGGUUAUCCUUCUAAGCAUUUGGUAAAAUAGAUCUUUUUCUCAACAAAUGAGACAUCAUAUUUAUGGAUAAGGACAUAAUUAUAGAAGGGUUUUAACAAAGUUUUGUAUAAAGGAACAUGAAACCCCAAAUUUUUCUUUCAUGAUCCAGAAAGAGUGUACAAUUUAAAAACAAAAAAACAAAUUGACUUAAUUUUCUUAGAGUCCUUUAAGAAGCAAGUAGGUAGGCACAGCUGUGUGCACUAUAUAGCAGCAGUUUUGCAGCAAUGCUACACAUUCUACAAAGACUAGAACUCAAAAAUCUAGACUGUUGUGAAAAUCCAUAAAGUGCUCAAGACAGGUGCAGGUUCCAUGCUUAUGUAUGCCCUUCAACAGUGGAUACUAUUAAACAAAGUAGUAGUCAAAUGUAAACUUAAAAACAAAAAUGCUAUAUCUGAAUCAUGAAAUAAAUAAAUUGAUGUUCCUUAAAGGGACAUGAAACCCAAAUUUUUUUCUUUCAUGAUUUAGAAAGAGCAUGACAUUUUAAACAACUUUUGAAUUUACUUCUAUUAUCUAAUUUGCUUCAUUCUCUUGAUAUGCUUUGCUGAAAAAGCAUAUCUAGAUAUGCUCUGUAGCUGCUGAUUAGUAGAUGCACAUAGAGGCCUCGUGUGAUUGGCUCACCCAUGUGCAUUGCUAUUUCUUCAACAAAGGAUAUCUAAAGAAUGAAGCAAAUUAGAUAAUCUAAGUAAUUUGGAAAGUUAUUUAAAAUUGUAUUCUCUACCUGAAUCAUGAAAUAAUUUUUGGAGGUUUAGUGUGCCUUUAAAUAUUUAAUAUGUGUUCUUGCUGGUAGUAGUUAACAUGUUUUCCUCUAACAUGAUUGAAAACACUUUGUGAUUGGUUCAUCUCUAAUACUUAAGCUCUACUGCUUUUUCUAGCCUUCAUUUUUCCAUCGGGUAGCAUAUCGCCACAUUUUACCCUAAGGUUCUUCAGUGCUGCUUCAGCAAACUAUUUACAUGGUUACAGAAAAUGUUUGAACUUCAAGUGCAUUUAGCAAAAACUGAAAUGUUUUAUCACACCCAGACAUCUUCAACUAGCAACAGUGAUCCAAAAUUACUUGAAAACGCCCAACUAGACUUUUUCAUUUUUAUUUUUUUGCGUAAUUUCAUUCCACUGACUAAAAAAAAAAGUGGAUGAGGAUUUUUUUUGUUUGUUUUUUUUUUUUUUUUGGUGUUGAAAAAUACAUUACUGUUUGGGCAGAGGACUGCAUGCCCAGAGGUGUUCUUUAUUUUAAUGCUGCAGGAAAUAAAGCCUAUUGGGGUGUGUGAUCUUUAAUAUUAAAGCCUUUAACAAAAGUCACUUGAUGCUUUUUUUGCUGAACUUACUGUGUACUUACGCAUUGCCAAGCUGUGAAAGAAGAAAGAGGAAGGUGUGCUGAUUUGUAUGAAAGGGUUGCAAUAAAUUUCCUGUGUGUUUUGUCUCA
Molecule: messenger RNA, 4456 nt
Organism: Bombina bombina (fire-bellied toad)
Lineage: Eukaryota; Metazoa; Chordata; Amphibia; Anura; Bombinatoridae
Gene: TSLIG3A
Product: family with sequence similarity 98 member A
Exons: 8
Coding region: 246-1913 (555 amino acids)
Cellular component (GO): tRNA-splicing ligase complex
Source: RefSeq, a predicted model, not a curated record